AUAGAUUGUGCUAUACUAAUGUGAGAAUCCGCAGCUGUAUCCCUUCUAGACGGAGUGACGUCAGCGCGCCCUCUGCUGUUCGGCCGCGGACACCAACGUUUGUCUUAAAGGCACAGCUCACCCAGUCAUUUUAAUUCUGUUGUCAUUUACUGCCUUCUUUAGUUGUUUUACUUGAACACUUAUACGCUUCAUUUUAACUGCUGAACACAACAAAUAUUUAACAUGUACGGUAAAGUACAUGCUCUUAAUCUGUCAUAAACACACAGAAUAUCAGACCGAGCUAAUACACGCAGAUAUUAGUGAAUGAAGGAGAGAGAGCGUCUUCAAAAUCAACAUUAUUUUUUACAAACAAUAUUUAUAUGGAAAAUAAAAAUCAGAGCAUUAAACCAAAUAAUAGGUGCGCGCGCGUUUGUUUGUCUCCAGGCCGCGCGGGGGCGGCAGGACGCAGUGCGCCUGCGCAGAAACACAAGGAAGCACCAUCAGGAAAUAAGACAUGUGUCGCUGCUGGAGAUGGUGAUGGUGGAGAACUCUCCUUCUCCUCUGCCGGAAAGAGCCAUCUACGGCUUUGUGCUGUUCCUGGGCGCUCAGCUGGGCUUCUUGCUGUAUGUGGUCUGGGCGUUUGUUCCUGACUCUUGGCUCCAUGCAGCCGGACUGACCUACUGGCCGCAGAAAUACUGGGCUCUGGCGGGCCCCAUAUACCUGCUGGUGGCCCUGAGCACCUGUUUCGUGCUACUGUUCGGAGUGAAUAUGAUGAACACGGCUCCGCUGGCCUCAGUGGACAACAUCACAGAUGCGUAUGGCAGGAGUCAGCGGGUGGACGAGGACCAGCCGGGAGCGAUCCCCAGACUCCGAGACGUGUCGGUCAGUGAAAUGAGCCGGCUGUUUUACCUGUGAGCCGCCUCUGUCAUCAGCGCUGGAGAGGCGUUUGCAGAGGCGUCUCAGGUGAGCAGAUCCAUCAGGUGUGUGUGACGGCCUGAACUCCGGCUUCCAGAUGACCCCGCCGUGACCUCAGCGACCCCUGUGAAGCCACACCUCAAAACACAUCUGCACUUCAGCAUUUCUCUCAGAUCUCUGAAUCUCACUGUGUGUGUGAGUGUGUGUGUGUGUGAGUGUGAGUGUGUGUGUGUGUCAGACGCUGACCUCACAGUGACCUGCAGUGAAACGGUCACGUCUCUAUCUGACCAUCACGUCCAUCAGUCUGCAGUGAGCGUAAACAGACUGCUGACGCUUCACCUGUGACCCCGUGACCCCUCACACACACACACACACACACACACACACACACACACACACACACACACACACACACACACACGCUGCAUCUGCAGUUAUCAGUGUGUCUCUGCAUCAUUCAGACGUCCUGUUCUUCCCUGAAUAAAUACCCAUCAUCCCAUUGAGUGCCCACAGGUUAUGAAAUGUACACAAGUGAUGUUAUAUUAAUUAUAUUUCUGUAGUUAUUAUGUCGUAUCAUGUAUAAUAAUCAUAUUAUGUCUGCUUUAAUGUGUCGGAUAAUUCUGUAAGUAUAGUUAUUAAUAAACAUCAUCCAGUCUUAAGAAAUUACAGGAAUAAUUUUAGCACAAAUAAUAGUUUAGUGCAUUGAGAUGGCACUGUUAAAGGCGCUGUAUAAAAAUAAAGUUAAUAACUGCCAUAAAUAACUCAAUACUGGCCCAUACUCCAGUGCUUAUAAACCUGUUUCUGUUGAACACAAAAGAAGAUAUUUUGAAAAAUGUUGUAAACCUGUAACCAUUGACUUCUAUAGUAUGAAAAACAAAUGAGUCAGUGCUGUUUAUUAGUUCAGCUUUCAUCAAUAUAUCCUCUUGUGUGUUCAACAGGUGAAACUCCAGUAAAGGCUGAGGAAAUGUGUAUUUUGUCUGUAUAUGACACUUUCUAGCGUCUGGUACACAUUAAAGCUGCAGUACUCCUCUGUUAUUGUGACGCUUGAAUUAAAUUAUUAUAUGUUGUUCAUAUUUG
Molecule: messenger RNA, 1971 nt
Organism: Danio rerio (zebrafish)
Lineage: Eukaryota; Metazoa; Chordata; Actinopteri; Cypriniformes; Danionidae
Source: RefSeq, a predicted model, not a curated record